AUGACUGGUAACAGAGAUGACCAGGUGGUGCUGCAGUGCACUGCCACUGUCCUGAAGGAGCAGAUCAAACUGUGUCUGGCCUGUGAGGGCUUCGGCAAUCGACUAUGUUACCUGGAGACCACGUCCAACGCUCAGAACUGUCCACCAGAUCUGGCUAUCUGUGCCUUCGUCCUGGAACAGUCCCUGUCAGUACGCGCCCUGCAGGAGAUGCUGGCUAACACCGUGGACAUGAGUGAGGCAGUGGAUUUGGACAAAUGGUCUUCCCAAGGAGGAGGCCACCGCACCCUGCUGUACGGCCAUGCUAUCCUGCUCAGACACUACCACUCUAGCAUGUAUCUGAGCUGCCUGACGACGUCUCGGUCGCUAACAGACAAGCUGUCCUUCGAUGUUGGCCUGCAAGAAGACUGCGUAGGCGAGGCGUGUUGGUGGACGAUUCACCCAGCGUCCAAACAGAGGUCAGAGGGAGAGAAGGUCAGGGUGGGAGAUGACCUUAUCCUGGUCAGCGUCUCCUCAGAGAGAUACCUUCAUCUGUCCUAUGCCAGUGGUGAUCUGAUGGUGGAUGCGUCCUUCAUGCAGACUCUAUGGAACAUGAACCCUGUGUGUUCUGGCUGCGAGCUGGCUGAGGGCUUCCUGGCCGGUGGUCAAGUCCUCAGACUGUUCCACGGUCACAUGGAUGAGUGUCUGGCCAUCUCUAUGCCUGACGACGGGGACGACAAACGCAGCACCGCCCACUAUGAAGGAGGAGCCGUGUGUAGCCAGGCCCGUUCGUUAUGGAGACUGGAGCCUCUGAGAAUCAGCUGGAGCGGCAGCCACAUGAAGUGUGGCCAGUCGUUCCGUGUGCGCCACAUCACCACGGGCCGCUACCUCUGUCUGGACGAGGAGAAGGGCCUAAUGGUCCUCGACCCUGAGAGGGCCAACACCAAACUGUCUGCCUUUAGCUUCCGCGUGUCAAAGGAGAAGGUGGAACAGGUCCGUAAGCGAGACGUGGAGGGAAUGGGCAUCCCAGAGAUCAAGUAUGGAGAGUCCAUGUGUUUUGUCCAGCACGUGUCCACCAGCCUGUGGCUUACCUACGCCUCCCUGGACGCUAAGGCUGCUCGCCUGGGGACCAUGAAGAGGAAGGCCAUUCUGCACCAGGAGGGUCACAUGGACGAUGCCCUGUCUGUGGCCCGGUCCCAGACAGAGGAGUCUCAGGCGGCUAGGAUGAUCUUUAGCACCACAGGACUCUUCAGGCAGUUCAUCAAGGGUCUGGACUCCCUGCAGGGGAAGAAUAAGUCCCCUGCCCCCUUGUCUCUACCCCUGGACGGGGUCGUCCUCUCCCUCCAGGACCUCAUCUUCUACUUCCGUCCCCCCGAAGACGAGCUGGAACACGAGGAGAAACAGACAAAGCUGCGCUCCCUCAGAAACCGACAGAACCUCUUCCAAGAGGAGGGUAUGAUCACCAUCGUGCUAGAGUGUAUCGACCGUCUGAACGUUUAUAACACUGCUGCUCACUUCUCUGAGUUCGCUGGAGAGGAGGCCGCUGAGUCCUGGAAGGAGAUUGUCAACUUGCUCUAUGAGCUGCUGGCCUCUCUGAUCAGGGGGAACCGCUCUAACUGCGCGCUGUUCUGUGAUAACCUGGACUGGCUGGUCAGCAAACUGGACCGGCUGGAGGCAUCUUCAGGUAUCUUGGAGGUGCUGCACUGUGUCCUGAUUGAGAGUCCAGAGGUUCUGAACAUCAUUCAGGAGAACCACAUCAAAUCCAUCAUCUCUUUGCUGGACAAACAUGGCAGAAACCACAAGGUGUUGGACGUCCUCCGGUCUCUUUGUGUGUGUAACGGUGUCGCUGUAAGGUCCAAUCAGAACCUCAUCACAGAGAAUCUAUUUCCAGGUCGCGAUCUCCUAUUGCAGACUAACAUCGUCAACUACGUAACCAGUGUGAGGCCCAACAUCUUCCUGGGAACCUGCGAAGGCUCUACUCAGUAUAAGAAGUGGUACUUUGAGAUGAUGGUAGACUACGUUGAGCCUUUCGUGACAGCCACACCCUCUCACCUGCGUGUGGGCUGGGCCCUGACAGAGGGGUAUUCCCCUUAUCCUGGGGGCGGAGAGGGCUGGGGGGGCAACGGGGUGGGGGAUGACCUCUACUCAUACGGCUUCGACGGACUGAACCUGUGGUCGGGUCACGUCCCCCGCCAGGUGGCAUCGCCCAAUCAGCAUGCCCUAGCAGCUGAUGAUGUUGUGUCGUGCUGUCUGGAUCUGAGCGUGCCCAGUAUCUCGUUCCGGGUCAACGGCCACCCGGUCCAGGGCAUGUUCGAGAACUUCAACGUAGAUGGACUGUUCUUCCCCGUCAUCAGCUUCUCUGCUGGAGUCAAAGCUCGUUUACUGUUGGGUGGUCGCCAUGGAGACUUUAAGUUCCUUCCCCCCCCAGGCUAUGCCCCGUGCUACGAGGCUCUGCUACCCAAGGACAGGAUGAGGAUCGAACCCAUCAAGGAGUACAAACACGACUUUGACGGAGUCCGAAACUUGCUGGGGCCAACCCAGUCCCUCACACACACCUCCUUUACCCCUAAUCCCGUAGACACUGCUCAGAUCGUGUUGCCGCCCCACCUGGAGAAGAUCAGGGAGAAGCUGGCAGAGAACAUCCACUCGCUGUGGGCCAUCAUGCGCAUCGAGCAGGGCUGGACUUAUGGAAUAUUCAGAGACGACAACAAGAAGCUGCAUCCCUGUCUGGUAGACUUCCAGACCCUUCCUGAACCUGAGAGGAACUACAAUCUGCAGAUGUCUGGGGAAACACUUAAGACCCUGCUGGCCCUGGGCUGCCAUGUGGGCAUGGGGGAUGAGAAGGCAGAGGAGAACCUGAAGAUCAUCAAAAUGCCAAAGACCUAUAUAAUGAGCAAUGGAUUUAAGCCCGCCCCCCUGGACCUGAGCCACGUCAAGCUGACGCCCAAUCAGAACCAGCUGGUGGAGAAGCUGGCAGAGAACGGUCACAAUGUGUGGGCACGGGACCGCGUGCGCCAGGGAUGGACGUACAGCAUUGUGCAGGACAUCAUGAACAAGCGUAACCCACGUCUGGUUCCUUAUAACCUGCUGGAUGAGAGAACCAAGAAGACCAACCGAGACAGCGUCAACAACGCUGUACGCACUCUCAUUGGCUACGGAUACAACAUCGAGCCUCCAGACCAGGAGAGCACUGGCCUUGGCCUGGAUGACGUGCGUGGGGAUAAGGUGCGCAUCUUCCGUGCUGAGAAGUCCUACGCGGUCACGUCUGGGAAGUGGUACUUUGAAUUUGAGGCGGUGACGACCGAAGAGAUGAGAGUGGGCUGGGCCCGACCGAAUGUCAGAGCUGACAAUGAGCUGGGAGCAGACGAGCUGGCCUGGGUCUUCAACGGAAAAACGGCCCAGCGCUGGCACGUGGGCAAUGACCCGUUUGGUCGCCAGUGGCAGUCAGGUGACGUGGUGGGGUGUAUGAUCGACCUGACCGAACAGAACAUUAUGUUCACCCUGAACGGAGAGAUGCUCAUCAGCGACUCUGGCUCCGACAUGGCUUUCAAGGACAUAGAGAUAGGAGAAGGCUUCAUCCCAGUGUGUACCCUGGGCCUGUCUCAGGUGGGCAGGAUCAACCUGGGUCAGAACGUCAGCAGUCUGCGCUACUUCGCCAUCUGUGGUCUCCAGGAGGGCUUCGAACCAUUUGCCAUCAACAUGAAGAGAGACAUUACCAUGUGGUUCAGCAAGAGCCUGCCACAGUUCGCCCCUGUGCCAACUAACCACCAACACAUUGAGGUGUCCCGUGUGGACGGGACGGUGGACAGCGCUCCCUGCCUGAAGCUAACCCACAAGACGUUUGGCUCCCAGAAUGCUAACACUGACAUGCUGUUCCUCCGCCUGAGCAUGCCCGUGGAGUUUGACGAGGUCUUCAAGAUCACAGCCGGGACUACGCCCCUGACCCGCACAAUGACCAUCCACGAGGACGAGGUUCUGGAGGUGGAGCCGGACUCGGAGUUUGAGGUUCUGAAGAAGUCGGCCAGUAAGAAGGAGCAGGAAGAGAAGGAAAAGGAACCGUCUGUCGCCAAGGAGACGCCCGAGAUAGAGAAGGACGCGAUGUCAGAGAAGGGCAAGAAGAGAGGGUUGUUUGCCAGGGCUAAGAAGGCAGCUACAAUCAACCCUCCCCCAACCCCUCCCUUGGUGCCACGGUUACAGCAGGACGUGGUCCCAGAUGACAGAGAUGAUGUGGAGAUUAUCCAGAACACCACCACGUACUACUACUCAGUGAGAAUCUUUGCUGGCCAGGAGCCCACUGGGGUGUGGAUCGGUUGGGUAACCCCCGACUACCACAUGUACGACCCCACCUUCGACCUCUCCAAGGUCCGGAACGUCACCUUAACCGUGGGAGACGACAAGGGCAACAUCCACGACAGUAUGAAGCAUAGUAACUGCUACAUGGUGUGGGGAGGAGACUUCGGCAACAGCUCCCAGCAGGCCAGGUUCAGCCAGGAGGACACUGUGGUUGGCUGCCUGGUCGACCUGGCAACAGGCCUCAUGACAUUCACAGCCAAUGGGAAGGAGAUAAACACCUUCUACCAGGUGGAGCCCAACACAAAGCUGUUUCCUGCUGUGUUCGUCCAGCCCUCCAGUCAGAACAUGGUACAGCUGGAGCUGGGGAAACUCAAGAACAUCAUGCCCAUCUCGGCAGCCAUGUUCCGUAGUGAGCGUAAGAACCCAGUGCCCCAGUGCCCACCCCGGCUGGACAUCCAGAUGUUGACCCCCGUCAUCUGGUCCCGCAUGCCCAACCACUUCCUGGACCCAGAGGUCGGCAGGGUCAGCGAGAGGCUGGGCUGGAUGGUGGAGUGUACCGAACCACUCACCAUGAUGGCCCUGCAUAUACCUGAGGAGAACAGGUGUAUUGACAUCCUGGAGUUAUCUGAGCGUCUGGAUCUACUGAAGUUUCACUUCCACACUCUGAUGCUGUACUGUGCUGUCUGCGCUCUGGGCAACAACCGUGUAGCACACGCCCUCUGCUCACACGUUGACGAAUCACAGCUCUUCUAUGCCAUGGAGAACACCUACCUGCCCGGCCCCCUUCGCAGCGGGUUCUACGACCUGCUGAUCUCCAUCCACCUGGAGUCAGCCAAGCGGGCACGGCUGGGCACCAACCGGGAGUUCAUUGUGCCCAUGUCCGCCGAGACGCUGAGCAUCACCCUGUACCCUGAUGCUGAGAAGGCCUCUGACCUACCGGGUGUGGGGUUAACUACCUGUCUUAGACCCAAGCUGCACUUCUCAGCCAUCAACUUUGUUGGGACGGAUCCCGACCUGUACACUCUCAGCCCUGUCUUCCCUCUUCAGGAACUGAAGACCAAAGCCAUCAGCAUGUUGACAGAGGCGGUCCUAGAUGGUAGCCAGGCUAUGAGAGACCCAGUAGGAGGCAGCGUAGAGUUCCACUUCGUCCCCAUCCUGAAGCUCAUCAGCACUCUCCUCAUCAUGGGCAUCUUCAACGAUGAAGAUGUUAAACACAUCCUCAAGAUGAUUGACCCAAAUGUGUUCGCUGGGAAGAAAGAGGAGGUGGAGGAGGGAGACAAGGCAGAGGAUGCUACCGCCAAGGAAGAGGGUGAAGAAGUGAAGGAGAAAGAAGAGGAGGAGGAGGAAGAGGAGGCAGAUGAUGAAGGAGUAGGGGAGGAGGAAGAAGAGGAUGAGGAACUGAAACACCUAAAGAAAGAAGAGGGGGAGGAGGAGGAGGAGGAGGGGGAGAAGGAACACGAGGAGGAAGAGAAGGAGAAAGAGGAAGAGGGGGAGAAAAAAGAGAUGACAGAAGAGGAGGAGGCAGCAGCGAUAGAGUUGGAGCUAGAGAAGGAAGAGGCGGCUUUGGAGGAGGGACUACUGCAGAUGAAACUGCCAGAGUCUGUCAAACUGCAGAUGUGUACGCUGCUGCAGUACUUCUGUGACUGUGAACUGAGGCACAGGGUGGAGGCUAUCGUGGCGUACUCAGAUCAGUUUGUCAACGCCAUUCAGACCAAUCAGAGGGUUCGCUAUAACCUGCUGAUGCAGGCCUUCACCAUGAGCGCUGCCGAGACCGCACGCAAGACACGAGAGUUCCGCUCCCCACCUCAGGAUCAGGUGAUCCUGCUGACCAACUUUAAGCAUGGUCCGGAGGAGGAGGAGUGUCCAGUACCGGAGGAGACCAGAGACACACUGACCGACUUCCACACUGACAUCCUUAUACAUUGUGGCGUGCACAUCGAGGCGGAAGAGGAGGAGGAGGAGGUGGACACCUCUCUGAGAGGGCGCCUUGGCCGGCUGAUGGGCAAGGUGAAUAACUUGAGGAAGAAAAAGGAGGUGGUGGAGGAGCCAGAAGAGGAGGAGGAGGUCAAACCCAGCACUCUCCAGGAGCUGAUCUCCCAUACCAUGAUCCACUGGGCCCAAGAGGCCUUCAUUCAGAACCCUGAGCUGGUGCGUCUGAUGUUCAGCCUGCUCCAUAGGCAGUAUGAUGGGCUGGGAGAGCUGACCAGAGCCUUGCCUAAAGCCUACGCCAUCAACGCUGUAUCUGUCCAGGAUACGAUGGACUUGUUGGAGUGCUUGGGCCAGAUCAGAUCUCUGCUCAUCGUGCAGAUGGGCCCCGAGGAGGAGAGGCUCAUGAUCCAGAGCAUCGGGAACAUUAUGAACAACAAGGUGUUCUACCAGCACCCUAACCUGAUGAGGGCUCUGGGGAUGCAUGAGACUGUCAUGGAGGUGAUGGUUAAUGUGCUGGGAGGAGGAGGAGAUUCCAAGGAGAUCCGGUUCCCCCAGAUGGUGACCAACUGCUGUCGGUUCCUGUGCUACUUCUGUCGUAUCAGCCGUCAGAACCAGAGGUCCAUGUUUGAUCACCUCAGCUACCUGCUGCAGAACAGCGGCAUCGGCCUAGGUAUGCGUGGCUCCACCCCUCUGGAUGUGGCUGCAGCGUCCUGUAUCGACAACAACGAGCUGGCCUUAGCUCUACAGGAGCAGGACCUGGAGAAGGUGGUGACGUAUCUGGCGGGCUGUGGACUACAGAGCUGUCCAAUGCUCCUGUCUAAGGGUUACCCUGACAUCGGCUGGAAUCCCUGUGGAGGAGAGAAAUACCUGGACUUCCUCCGCUUUGCCGUCUUUGUCAACGGAGAGAGUGUGGAGGAGAAUGCCAACGUGGUGGUGCGUCUACUGAUUCGUCGGCCGGAGUGUUUUGGCCCCGCCCUGAGAGGAGAGGGGGGUGCUGGUCUGCUGGCGGCAAUAGAGGAGGCCAUCAAGAUCUCAGAGGACCCAGCCAGGGACGGACCUACUGUCAAGAAGGACAGGCGGUUCCCCAUGUUUGGUGGUGAGGAGCAGCAGGAGGAGAACCGCGUCCAUCUUGGAAACGCCAUCAUGUCCUUCUACUCUGCCCUCAUCGACCUGCUGGGACGCUGUGCACCUGAGAUGCACUUGAUCCAGGCGGGUAAAGGUGAGGCUCUGAGGAUUCGGGCCAUCCUGAGAUCUCUGGUUCCUAUAGAAGACCUGGUGGGAGUCAUCAGUCUGUCUGUACAGAUACCUGACUACGGGAAAGAUGGUCACACCAUAGAGCCUAAGAUGUCUGCGAGCUUCGUCCCGGACCACAAGGCGUCCAUGGUGCUGUUCCUGGACCGUGUGUAUGGUAUCGACAACCAGGACUUCCUGCUUCAUGUGUUGGAGGUGGGCUUCCUGCCAGACAUGAGGGCUGCCGCAUCCCUGGACACGCUGGCAUUCAGCACCACAGAGAUGGCUCUGGCUCUGAACCGUUACCUAUGUUCUGCUGUGCUGCCCCUCAUCACCAAGUGUGCCCCUCUGUUCGCGGGCACCGACCACCGCGCCAUCAUGAUCGACUCUAUGUUGCACACCAUCUAUAGGCUGUCCCGCGGGCGAGCCCUCACCAAGGCACAGAGAGACGUCAUCGAGGAGUGCCUCAUGUCCCUCGUCAAGUACCUUCGACCUUCCAUGCUGCAGCAUCUGCUGAGGAAGCUGGUGUUUGACGUGCCAAUCCUCAACGAGUUUGCUAAGAUGCCUCUGAAGCUGCUGACCAAUCACUACGAGCGUUGCUGGAAGUACUACUGUCUGCCUAACGGUUGGGCCAACUUCGGGGCGUCGUCAGAGGAGGAGCUGCAUCUGUCACGGAAACUCUUCUGGGGAAUCUUCGAGUCUCUGGCACACAAGAAAUUCGAGGCUGAGCUGUUUAAGAUUGCCAUGCCAUGUAUCUGUGCCAUCGCUGGUGCCAUCCCUCCGGACUAUGUGGACGCCAGCUACUCCUCCAACACAGAGAAGAAGGCUUCGGUGGACGCUGAGGGAAACUUUGACCCCAAACCUGUGGAGACUACCAACACCAUUAUCCCCGAGAAGCUGGAUGCCUUCAUUAACAAGUAUGCAGAACACACUCACGACAAGUGGGCCUUCGAAAAGAUCCAGAACAACUGGUCGUACGGAGAGGUGCUGGACGAAAACACCAAGACCCACCCCAUGCUGCGUCCGUACAAAACCUUCUCUGAGAAGGACAAGGAGAUCUACCGUUGGCCCAUCAAGGAGUCCGUGAAGGCCAUGCUGGCCUGGGAGUGGACGAUGGAGAAGGCUCAAGCAGGGGAGGGAGAGAAGGUGGAGCUGAAGACCACCACACGGAAGAUCUCCCAGACUGCUCAGGCGACCUAUGACCCCAGCCACGGCUACAGCCCUUCGCCUGUGGACAUCACUGCCAUGGCGCUGUCCAGAGAGCUGCAGUCCAUGGCUGAACAGCUGGCUGAAAACUACCACAACACCUGGGGCAGGAAAAAGAAGAUGGAGCUGAUGGGAAAAGGUGGUGGUGCCCAUCCUCUGCUGGUACCCUAUGACACCUUGACGGCUAAGGAGAAGGCCAGAGACAGAGAGAAAGCCCAGGACCUUCUCAAGUUCCUGCAGCUCAACGGAUAUGCCGUCACGAGGGGCCUGAAGGACAUGGAGCAGGACAUCUCCUCCAUAGAGAAGAGGUUUGCCUAUGGUUUCCUCCAGAAGCUACUGAAGUGGAUGGAUAUUGCCCAGGAGUUCAUCGCCCAUCUGGAGGCUGUGGUUAGCAGUGGCAGAGUGGAGAAGUCUCCACACGAACAGGAGAUCAAGUUCUUUGCCAAAAUUCUCCUGCCGCUGGUUAACCAGUAUUUUAAGAACCACUGUCUUUACUUCCUCUCCACGCCUGCCAAGUUGCUGGGCAGUGGAGGCCACUCCUCCAACAAGGAGAAGGAAAUGAUCGCCAGUAUCUUCUGUAAGUUGGCAGCUCUGGUGAGACACAGAGUAUCUCUCUUUGGCCCUGAGCGAGAUGACAGAGCUGCUGUCUCCUCCGAUAACUAUAGUAACUACCGCCGGUGUACACCUGUAGCACCUGUCAAACCCCCAGUUGUAGCAGAGUGGGGGUCAGGGGUGACUCCGAGGCUGGACCCAGACACCAUCUCUAAACACGUCAAACAGAUGGUGGAUUCCAUCAUGAAGAACUACGACCUGAACCAAGAUGGAUACAUCUCUCUGGAGGACUUUAAGAAGAUAGCAGCUAACUUCCCCUUCUCCUUCUGCAACAAUGACAGUGACAGAGAGGGGGAGAUCAGUCUACAGCAGAUCAACUCCUACUUCAUGAGGGGGAUGUCCGUAUGUGCCAAACUAGGAUACAACUUCAAGAACGUUCACAACUUCCACGAGACCACGUACAAGCGACCCACCUUCUGUGACACUUGUGGAGGCUUUCUGUGGGGAGUCAUCAAGCAGGGCUUCCACUGUCGAGACUGUGGGGUAAACUGUCACAGACACUGCCAGGACCUGUGUGGGAUGCAGUGUGUGAAGAGAGACAGGGUGUAUGCUGGGUCCUGUCCCUCCACCCCUGCAUCAGCCCUCACUCCUGGCCCAGACGUCCUAACGAAGGCGAAAAGCUGGAGUUCUUCGGAAGACAACACAUUUGUUUUCCCCGGGGGUAACAGUAAUUGGGGUAACAACCGUAAUAGGAGGGACUUGGACCGGUCCACUCUGUGUAACGGAGGUGACUCAUCGCUCUCGGACCGGUCCACCCAGACAGACCCGGGGUUGUGGAUGCCUGUGAGUGUGGACAAGAAGGGAAACCAGCAAGUUCUCCCUACAGAGAGAGACAGGGGCUGUACUGUGACUCCCCAGAGAUUCCUUGGCUCCUCCAUGCCCGCCUCCUUCCUGCAGGAGAAGAUGGAGGAACUCAACUUGAUCAGAGAUAAGAGCAGAGAACCCGACUGAGCUGGGACACUGGAUACACACACACACGGACGGACGGACACACAAAGACACACACACGGACACACACACACGAACGGACCGACGGACACACACAGAUACACACGGACGGACAGACACACACACACACGGACGGACAGACACACACACGGACGGACACACACACAAACUCAUACACACCCAGACAUCAAAUAAACUGGGUUUGUGUGGGCCGCGUUUGAGCCAAUGGGUGUUUCUCAAUAUGCAUCCUACCGCGCUCCACACUCUCAACCUCAAGAGAAAGUACUCAGGAGCACGAGUGUGGAGCGCGGAUGCAUAACACAUAAAACUUUCCAUUUGAGAAGCACUUCCCCUCUACUGUAUUACCUCACGCUGCACCUCCCCAGUCACAGACCCUUCUUCCAGCCAGGACGAUGACCACAAUAGACGAAGAUAUACACAAAGCUAACUUUUACUUCAUAAUUAUCAGCUAGAUAUAUGUGAAUCGUUGUAAUCGAGCUAGCUAGUUAAACAGGAAAAAAAUUAACAGAAACUAAUGCUAUGCAAAGUACAGUCGAUGUCAGUUCUUUGUGGCUAGCCAGUUUGCCCUAUUGAUUUUCUAUGGACUUCUUCUAACCAGGAUAAUGGCAAUAGAGACGAAACAAGAUAUACACGAAGUCGAUGUCAGUUCUUUGUGGCUAGCCAGUUUGCCCUAUUGAUUUUCUAUGGACUUCUUCUAACCAGGAUAAUGGCAAUAGAGACGAAACAAGAUAUACACGAAGCAAAUGUUUUACUUCGUAACUAUCGUAACUAUCAUAACAUUCAUAACUAUGCUUGCUGUCUGGGGGUUUUAAGCUAGGUUUCUGUACAUAACUUUGUGACAUCAGCUGAUGUAAGAAGAGCUUUAUAAAUACAUUUGAUUUGAUUGCUAUCUGUUUAUCGUAAUAAUGUAGCUAACCAGAUAGAAUAACAGGCAACAAAACGACAUAAACCAAUGUUAUCAAAAGGUAGAUGUCGAUUCAUCGUGGGCAGCAAAGCUAACAAUUAUUUGUGGCUCUCUGGCAAGCUAACAGUAGUAGCUAGCCAGUUAGCUCCAUUACGACCUCCACUACAGUGGGUACUGUAGGUAGGUAACCAUGCCAAAAUGGGCUGUAUUUAUUAACGUAGCAAAAUAUUGUAGUCAAGCAACAUAUGUGAUGUGAUUAGCUAACAUUUAAAUACCCGAGUCGCAUUGUAUUUUCUCUCGCUUCAGCUCAAAUAAUGUCAGCCAUUGAUUUUAAUCAAAUUUGUGUAAUUUUUUUUAUUUUAUUAUAAAAUGUGUUUGCAUCAUAAUUCUUUACUUUCUGUUGAAGCUUACAUCGAUGCAUGCUUCAAAAUAUGUACAAACGGAGGACACGCACUCGAGAAGUGCCCUCCAUGCACUGUUUCAUAUACUUUGAUUUGGGACUCAUUCUCCGACCCUCCUCUGCUACGGUAUUAUGGACUUUGAUAAACACCCAUUGAUUCAACCAGUUUUUUUAUUUUUUCGCCCCAGUGGUUUUCCUGAUCAUUUUCAAGUAGAGUUCAUGUCCUUAUUUUUUGGUUUUCUAAAUAUAUAUAUACAGUGUAUUCUAACUGUUAUGUGAUGUGUGAUGUAUUUUUUUAAUUUCUGAACAUUUCUGUGGUGCUAAGCUCUUUUCUUCAACACCAGGGCUGAAUCCUAAAUGGCACCCUAUUCCCUAUCUAGGGCACUACUUUGAUCACUAUUCCCUAUCUAGGGCACUACUUUGAUCACUAUUAGAUCCCUGGUCAAAGGUAUUUUUAAUUUUUCUUUUAACUAGACAAGUCAGUUAAGAAAAAUUCUUAUUUUC
Salvelinus namaycush (lake trout) is the source of this 12023-nucleotide messenger RNA. RefSeq names its product ryanodine receptor 1b (skeletal) (gene ryr1b). The coding region runs from base 1 to 10197 and encodes 3398 amino acids. Lineage: Eukaryota; Metazoa; Chordata; Actinopteri; Salmoniformes; Salmonidae. The transcript has 69 exons. Gene Ontology annotation, biological process: calcium ion transmembrane transport. The record is from RefSeq and is a predicted model, not a curated record. Gene Ontology annotation, cellular component: sarcolemma; smooth endoplasmic reticulum; calcium channel complex. Gene Ontology annotation, molecular function: ryanodine-sensitive calcium-release channel activity; calcium ion binding; protein binding.